GAGCGCUUCCCUUGAUCGCAAACGUUGUUCGACCGGCGUUCAUCGCUGAACUAUAGGCAACUGGCACAAGUCUUGGCGCGAGUCUAUUCUAAGAGAGUGAGAGGGUGCCUUCCAGUAGUUGCUUGCACGUGGUCAACGAUCAGAUUUAAGUGCGUAACCGAAAAACAAAAUUCAAGUGCCAAAAUCUUGUUCUUCAACCACUUGGGGGUCGUUGGUAGCUACCUUCGAAGAGCUCUGGUUGAGACCUUAACCGCCGCAGAGACCGAAGUUGUGCGUGGAGCGGAAAGUGCAGAAGGUUUUCGUCCGGACCUAGCAGUAGCCAUCAAGCCAACACUGAGCGGGUAAUAGCUUGAAGUGGAGUACGCGCGUUUUCAGUGACACCAGGAGUACAUCGUUUGUUGUCUCCAAAGCAAAGGAAAAGAGAUGAAGCUUGCCAAACUGCAACGACAAUGGGUGCUGCUGAACACGUUGGUGAUCGUGCCGUGGAUUUCAUGUCAGAGACUCGAUGCACACCGCAGCAGCCAUCGAAACGCCGAAUUCCCGGCGGUUCGACCAAGACGGGCUGUAUCCUUCCGAAAUGACGAUACUCGGCGGGUCGGUCUAUUCGGGGACUUCGACAGCGCUGAAGUCGACUACAACCCAUCGCCCAGUCGGGCGCGUUUUGGUUUCAACCGAGAUUUUUAUUUCGACUACUCUCGGGACUUACCCGCCACCACCACACGUCGUAGUCUCCCGCUGGUUCGGGAGCGCCCCCGAAACAAUGAGGCCGCAGGAGGCGAAGAGUUUUCCUACCGGGAAAAGGACAAGAACGGACCAUCCAACUGGGACAAGAUUGCACCGCAGUGCGGUGGCAAAUACCAGAGCCCGAUCAUGCUGAACACGAGUAGCGCACUAUUUGUCAGGAACAAGAGGCCUUUACAGCUGGUCGGUCAAACCAAUCUUCCUCAAUCGAUCCGGCUGCAAAACGACGGCCAUUCGGCCAAGUUCACCUACAAUUGGCGCAACGGAGAACGCCCGUACCUCCGUGGAGGUCCCCUCAAGACCAAGUACUUCUUUGAGCAGUUCCACUUCCACUGGGGAUCGAACAGCUCGGUUGGAUCGGAGCACGUUCUGGACUUCCACCGAUACCCAAUGGAGUUGCAUCUGCUCUUCUACAAUUCCCUGUACUCCUCAUUCGAAGACGCCCGAAACGAAGUGGACGGCCUGGUGGUGGUGGGUCUUUUCUACGAACUGUACGAAGUCAAUGACGAACCGCUCAACACUUGGACCCGUUUCCUGCAGGAAAUCGUUAACCCCGAAUCGGAGUACACCAUCCAGUUCAUCGACACGUUCCCGCUGUACGACCUGAUCGGAGACGUCGAGUGGCCGUACUUCUCGUACGAGGGAAGUCUGACAACGCCGCCAUGUCUGGAGACGGUAACGUGGAUCGUGUCGGCCAAACCGCUGCUGAUUACACCACGGGAAAUCCGAGAAUUCCGAAAGAUUCGAUCCCGAAGUGGUCCCAUGGUAAACAACUACCGUCCGGUUCAGAAGCUGUACAAUCGCCGAGUCUACCGAUACUAGUAUGGAGGAUGGCGCGACGAGUGAUAAACAAAUGCAUUUGAAAACAGAUUUCAGACGUUUUAGAUUAAGGAAAUAGCUCAAAGCCAAAACCAAAGUAUUCGCUUCCGGGCGGGCAUUAAUCUUAAGUAUAUCGGUAAUGUGGUGCAUUAUUAGAGCAUGAACUGAAGAAUGUUAGGAAAGCUGACCGGAGGGCGUUAGAAAAUGUUCGAUUUUGUGUUCCACUGAUUGUUGUAAACCAAAGCAGUUUUUUUUAUGUUCAAAUAUCUAUUGUACUUAUCCUCAUUUAUGUAUGUCUAUACGGAUACAUCUUUCAAUUUUGAGCUUUGCAUUACUUAAAGAGAACUUUUUAAAUGAUAAACAAAUUUUAUGAACGAAUUAUAUUUAAACAUACGCAAAUGAA
Aedes albopictus (Asian tiger mosquito) is the source of this 1963-nucleotide messenger RNA. RefSeq names its product carbonic anhydrase 2-like. The transcript is spliced from 3 exons. NCBI's taxonomy places the organism in Eukaryota, Metazoa, Arthropoda, Insecta, Diptera, Culicidae. Gene Ontology annotation, molecular function: zinc ion binding; carbonate dehydratase activity. The record is from RefSeq and is a predicted model, not a curated record. The coding region runs from base 424 to 1563 and encodes 379 amino acids.